Hippopotamus amphibius kiboko is the source of this 5933-nucleotide messenger RNA. RefSeq names its product synaptosome associated protein 23 (gene SNAP23). Gene Ontology annotation, biological process: synaptic vesicle priming; synaptic vesicle fusion to presynaptic active zone membrane; exocytosis. Gene Ontology annotation, cellular component: plasma membrane; synaptobrevin 2-SNAP-25-syntaxin-1a-complexin I complex. The transcript is spliced from 11 exons. NCBI's taxonomy places the organism in Eukaryota, Metazoa, Chordata, Mammalia, Artiodactyla, Hippopotamidae. The record is from RefSeq and is a predicted model, not a curated record. Gene Ontology annotation, molecular function: syntaxin-1 binding; SNAP receptor activity. The coding region runs from base 315 to 983 and encodes 222 amino acids.
CAGCGCAGGCGCAGGAAGGGCGCAGCCAGGAGUCCGGCCUGCGGUGUCCGAGCUCCCGCUGCCGGAGAGGAGUGGCCGGAGCUGUUCGCAAAGUUGAUGCCUAAGACAUCCAGUGAUCACCAGUCAUUCAUUCCUUUGGCAAGAGAUGGAGAGCAAGGAGGAGUCAGCAGCCUACCCAGUCUGAAGGCGUGGCAGAAGGGAACCCUGAUCAUAGAAUCCAUCUCUCUCAAUACACUCCACAGACAUUUUUCAAGCAUCUACUAUCAAAAGAACCACAUUUCAGCUUCUGCACCUAUCAAGAGUUUUAAUUCAUCAUGGAUGAUCUGUCAGCGGAAGAAGUUCAGCUGAGGGCUAACCAGGUUACUGAUGAGUCUCUGGAAAGUACAAGGAGAAUCCUGGGUUUAGCCAUUGAGUCUCAGGAUGCAGGAAUCAAGACUAUCACGAUGCUGGAUGAACAAGGGGAACAACUAAAACGCAUAGAAGAAGGCAUGGACCAAAUAAACAAAGACAUGAGAGAAGCAGAGAAGACUUUAACAGAACUCAACAAGUGCUGUGGCCUUUGUGUAUGCCCAUGUAAUAGAUUCUCAGAUGUUGGUUGUUUCUAUGAAACCAGGACAAAGAACUUUGAGUCUAGUAAAGCCUAUAAGGCAACAUGGGGAGAUGGUGGAGACAACUCUCCUAGCAACGUAGUGUCUAAGCAGCCGGGCCGAGCGACAAAUGGUCAGCCUCAGCAAGCAACCACAGGAGCAGCCAGCAGCGGAUACAUUAAACGUAUAACAAAUGAUGCCAGGGAAGACGAAAUGGAAGAGAACCUGACUCAAGUGGGCAGUAUCCUAGGAAAUCUAAAAAACAUGGCCCUGGACAUGGGCAAUGAGAUUGAGGCUCAAAAUCGACAGAUAGACCGGAUCACAGAAAAGGCUGACACCAACAAAGAUCGUAUUGACAAUGCCAAUGCCAGAGCAAAGAAACUCAUUGACAGCUAAAGCUACUGCUGUACUUCUUUAUCAUUUAUUCACUUCCUUAGGUCCUCCUUCAAAGUUAUUACCUUUCCAGAGUUUGAAAUUUUGGCUCCACACUCUUCUAAUCUGGAGAUGAUGUGGAAGAAGAUCCAGGAGUAACAGCCCCCCUAUUUUUUUAUUGUCUACUUUCUAAUUGGGAGAUGAUGUGGAAGAAGAUCUAGAACUAACAGCUCCCCUAUUUUUUUAUUGUCUCUUUUUCCCUUGAGGGUAGACUGCUGCUUAGUCUUCCUUCUAGUAUUUUCUUUCUUAGUCCAUACUCUUAGGUUGGUUUUCAUACAUCAUAUAUAGUGUUAUUUCUCAUCCUCUCCAUUUACUUUUAGCAGGUUCUUCUGCUUUCAGAAUUUGGAAGCAUUGCCAAAGACAGCCAUGUAAAAGGAAGCUGGGGGUGGUGGGGGCAGGCACAGGGAGGAGAGGCAAGAGAUAAGAGGUUUAACCCCAGUAAAACCUCAGACCCUGAAGCCAAAAGUUGCAUAACCACAGUGAAGAUCUAGUUGGGUUUAAUUUCUAUUUAAGUUGCAGUUAUUGCCAGUUUAGGCCAGUGCUUGGUUUUGGAGCCUAUAUACACAAUAUUUUUGUUAUAUAUCACAACUUUGCAACCUCUGCUCCAAAAAAGAAUAGAAUAAGUUUCCUUAAAGUGAGCUUAAUUUCUGAACUCUUGGUGAUUCAUCUGUGUACAUAGAUUGUGUGAUCCCAUUUCAUAUUGCAUCAUAUAGGAACACAUGGUAUAAAUGAAUGGCUUUUUAUUUUCAUAUUAUUAAUAGUAUCAUGGUCCCAUUAUAGGCCUAUUAACCUCAUAAAUUUGUCAUUAGUCUUUGAAGACAAAAUAUGUAAAUAUGUAUAACAUGAGAAUUUCUCUCUACAGCAGGGCUUAAAAUUUUUUGGAAAAGUUUGACAAAGUAUCACGUGAAUUCAGAUUUACCUCAAUGCCAAGAAUUAUGUUUAGAUAGGAAAAAAGAAACUUGUUUUGAUCUCAGGUAGAAAAUAGUUAGAUUGCUUUGAGUUUUAUGUAGCUUUUAAUUUUUUUUUAAACUAGAAUUUAUUCUGUUUAAAAAUGAUUUAGAAAAUUAUGUCUUUGGUUUACUUAUUGAUGAUUGCACUAUCAUUCUCUUAGCCUUUUGUAUUCAACUUCCAGAAUCACAUUUGUUUAGAUCCUGAACAGUGUUAUAAGGAUCUGAUUGGUAUUUGUCACCUUUAUUUAAAAACUAGCUUCUGCACACUUCAAAGCUAUUAAUGUUGAUUGGUUUGACCAAUAACCACUGUUUGAUCCUUACAAUUAAAUUUUGUAACUAACUAUGGAAUUGUUUUUUCAAAUAAGUGAUAUGCUUUUGUGACUAUUUUUGGGGGAAUGGAAACCAAUAAUUUUGUCAGCUCUUAGUUGGCAAACUGAAUAAAGCAAAGGUCCAUAAAUCAGAAGGCACUCCAACAAAGAGCUGACUUUAGCACCUUUCCCAUUUUUAUUGGAAAUACAGGAUUUUCCCUUCUAUGAUUUUGUCAGGAGGUUCAUUUUAAACAUUACUAGUCUUUUUUAUUUUUUUGAGCUUAAAUACACUAGCGACAAAGUGUUUAUGAGUGAAAACUGCAACCCACUUACUGGAGGAGAUAGAGUUAACAUGGGAACUUUCAAAGGCUGAAAAGGAAAAUAUUUAAAGUGAGAUUUAAUUAGGCCCUCAGUAAUAGAAAUGCCACGUGUCAAAAGGAGUAGUCUGGCAGGUGGUAGUAAAUGUAUAAAAUAAGAAGGUAUAAAAGACUAUGGGAGGGGUCUCCUAGGUGGUGCAGUGGUUAAGAAUCCGCCUGCCAAUGCAGGGGACACAGGUUCGAUCCCUGGUUAGGGAAGAUCCCACAUGCCGCAGAGCAACUAAGCCCACAUGCCACAACUAUCGAUCCUGCGCUUUAGAGCCCGUGAGCCACAACUAUUGAAUGCAUGUGCUGCAACUACUGAAGCCCACAUGCCUAGAGCCUGUGCUCUGCAACAAGAGAAGCCACGGCAAUGGGGAGCCCGCACACCACAAUGAAGAGUAGCCCCCACUCACCGCAACUAAAAGAAAGCCCGCGCGCAGCAAAAAAAAAAAGACCCAACACAGCCAAUAAAAUAAAAUUAAAAAAAAAAAAGACUAUGGGGUUUUCUGUACUUAAAUGUCCAGAAAAACAUUUAAAAAACCUUUUUUUAUGCUAUUAUGGCUAAAGGAAAUAGUUCUGAAGAUACCAAUAUGCUGUUCCAACAGUAUAAUUGGUUAGAAGCGUGAGCUAAGGCACCAAAUUGUCUGGAUUUACACUCUAGCUCUGCCACUUGCUGGCUGAGUGACAGUAAAACCAUUUCUGUGCCUCAGUUUCCUUAUGUGAAAAGAGGGAUUAAUGAUUCUUACCUCAUAGAGUUGCUGCGAAGACUCCAUGUGGUAAUGCAUGUAAAGCACUUAGAGCAGUGCCCAGCAAGUGUAAGAGCUGCUGAAUGACAGCUGCUAUUCUCUCUAGAGUGGAGCUCUUUUUGAGUCAAGGAUCUCUUUGUGAAUCUGAUGAAAGACAACACAGCCUAUCUGUCCAGAGAAAUAGACACACAAACACACACGUGAAUCACGCAUAAAUGGGUCUUGAAAGCCCAUCCAUGGAUUCCAGGUUACAUACUUUUUCAAAGCUUCUGCUACCAAGAAAAGAGGAAUGAGAACCUAGAAAUUAGGCUCAUAAUACACUAGAAAUAGAAGCUGUUGACUUAAAGUCUUCUCCUGUAACAUUGUCUGGAAACUAGUUUCUGUUACUUUUGAAAGGUAGUAACUGAGGUGGUUAGCCCAAGCUCUGGAGUCUGACCAUCUGGGUUCAAGUUUUGAUUCAAUCAUUUACUAGUUUUGUGACCUUGAGCAUAAAACUGACCUAUAAUUAAGGAGUUAAACAGUAUAAACAGGAGGAUAAAAAAACUUACUGUUUUUUUUAACAAUAAGCUUCCUCUUCAGGUUUCCAGUCUUAGGACAGUGAUCUUUAUCCCCUAUAGUUGUGCCUGUUUUUUUCUUCCUCCACAGUUUUAAUUCAUCCUUUGUUACCACAUUUCAAUUCUAGAUCUUUUCUUUCUUUUUUUUUUUAAAUUUAUUUAUUUAGGCUGCGUUGGAUCUUCGUUGCUGUGCACGGGCUUUUUCUAGUUGUGGCGAGUGGGUGCUACUCUUCCUUGUGGUGUAUGGGCUUAUCGUUGUAGUGGCCUCUCCUGUUGUGGAGCACAGGCGGUAGAUGUGCGGGCUCAAUAGUUGUGGCUCGUGGGCUCUAGAGUACAGGCUCAAUAGUUGUGGUGCACAGGCCUAGUUGCUCCGCGGCAUGUGGGAUCUUCCCAGACCGGGGUUCGAACCUCUGUCCCCUGCGUUGGCAGGCGGAUUCUUAACCACUGUACCACCAGGGAAGUCCUAGAUCUUUUCAUGUCAUGUGUGACUUAUGACUCUCCCCUUAACUUAAACUUCUACUUCCCAGACUUCCUGUACACAAUUGCACUUAGAAUUAGUUUCUUUAAAUGCUAUUCUUUAGGUUACUCUCUUACUAAAAUUCUGAGUUAUCUCAACUACAUUCCUAAUCAUAUUUAUAGUUCUCACAUUGAUAUUCAAGUCCCUUAUUCUCAUUUGUUUUUCAUCCUUUUCAUGCUCCAAGCCUUUCAUUUCUGUACAACUUGCUAAAUUCUAUUUUAAUGUUUUGCAGGUGAAAUAGCACCAUUUACUGAGUGCUUACUGUGUCACAAGCACUAUUCUGAAUGCUUUUAUGUAUCUUUUCACCAACUCCUCAUAACGUAGCUGAGAUGAGAGUAAAUUGCUCAAAUUCAUAAAGCUAGUAAAUGAUGGACUUUGGAUUCAAAUCAGGAACUUUCUGACUCCAAUGCCCAUGUUCUUACUCAGUAUACUACACUGACUUCUAACCAAGCUCUAAAAGAAGGUACGUGACUUAGAGCUGGUGGCCACUAGAAUCUCAGUCUCUAGACCACAAAUCAACCUACUUUUUUAGCUCAUAUUUAAGUCAAAAUACUUGUGUACUAUAUCUUUGGGCAUAUUACUUUAUUUAGUCCCUGACCUCCAGUAGCUCAGUCUAGCAAGAGACAGAUGAAUAUAGAAUGUGAGAAGUGCUACUGUAACAGAUGGAGCAGUUAAUUCGGCUUAGACUUCUCAGGAAAGGGCUUAGACAUAAGAAAGGAAUAUAUUAGUAACAGGGCAUUCCUGACUGAGCAAACAAUGUAGAGACAGUUAAAAGAGAGAGACAUUGCACUAUGGGUUUCAGGAGCAGAAUAACCUGGUAAGACUGGGCAGGUGAAUGAGAGUGAAGAGAGGGUAUCUGGAAGUAAGGCCGGGUCUGAGUUAAGAAAGUUAGCAGUCAUAAGGGGAUUCUCAUAAGGGUAGGGAUUUUUAAAACUCCCAUUAAUAAUCAAAUGUCUGGGGACAUUUAAGUUAUAAGUUCUGAUUUAUUAGAUAAGUACUGAUAAAAUAGAGAAAUGUUCAGUAGAUCAAUAAGAUUAAGCAUUAAAUAAAGUUUAUAAAAAAACAAAAUUCAAUUGAUAAUGAUAAACUGGCACUCCCAUCCCUCCCCAAGUUGAGAAACACAAUAACAUGGGAAAAAGAGAACCCCUAGACCAGAUUUAAGGUCAGAGAAGACUUUCCUCAUAUAAACACUAGGCUCUUGUGAUCUCUUGACUUAAUGGUCAAACUGGGUUUGUAAAAUGAGAACUAAAUACAUGGUAAAUAAUAGUCCCUUGGCUAAGACAAAACUUCAGAAAAUAACAGAAUGGUAGCUUUCUAAAUGCUCAUGCCAGUAACAGUCUGAAAUAAUCUACUUCUAUAUCUUUACUUUCUCUUAAUAAGCAUGGUUCCAGUACCAUAAAAAUGUUCAUCAGUCACAUGAAGGCAUUUCAGUACUCUUGCAACCUGAACAAGACAUGAAACAUUUCUUCCUAAUCAGUUU